Molecule: messenger RNA, 931 nt
Organism: Helianthus annuus (common sunflower)
Lineage: Eukaryota; Viridiplantae; Streptophyta; Magnoliopsida; Asterales; Asteraceae
Product: agglutinin
Exons: 4
Coding region: 14-931 (305 amino acids)
Molecular function (GO): carbohydrate binding
Source: RefSeq, a predicted model, not a curated record
CAAAUGGGUUUAUAUGCCUCAACCCUUCACCAACAAGAUAAAGAUUAGGGUUCGACAUGGAUCUGCCAUUAACUCCAUCGAACUUCAAAGUUACUGCACUGAAGGUGAAGGCCAAAUAUCCAUUUUUGGUGGUCAGGCUGGCACGCUAACGGAUACUAUUUGCGUUGAUGGAACUAAUGAGUAUUUGAUGUCAAUAAGUGGGACUCGUAGUUGCUUGUUUGGUACCAAAACUGUAGUAGUGGACUCUAUAUGCUUUAUGACAAAUUUGAACCUUUAUGGUCCCUAUGGUGUCAGUUAUGGCGCUACCUUCUCACACGAUGUCAAAGACAGGGUGGUCGUAGGAUUUCAUGGGCGUGCUAGCGAUUACCUCAAUGCUAAUUGGAUUUAUGUGAUGCCCAAAUCACUUGAAUUAGAUUCAAACUCUAAGAGUAAAGGAAAAAUCAUGUCUGAGUUAUGCUCUAGUAUGUCUAGAAUGGUGAUGCCAAGAGACGUAGGCCCGAGGGGAGCAGGCGGAGGUCAGUCUUGGGAUGAUGGAGUUUUCUCCACUAUCAAACAAGUUCGUGUUCAUGUAGGAGAGCUGAAUGUAAUUUACGCGCUUCAGUUUGAAUAUCAGAAAAGAGAUGGUACAUCCGUUUUGUCACAAAUCCAUGGAGGAACAAAUGGACUUGAAAUAAAAAUGGUUAAUAUGGAUGAUAAAGAUGAGUUUAUUAUAGGAGUAUCUGGAUUUUAUGGACUUGUUGAAGGGUAUAAAGGAUUGAAAGCUAUUGUGUCGAUUAGUUUUCAUACAAACAAAAGGAUUCAUGGACCUUAUGGAGAAGAACUGGGUGCAAGGUGCUUUUGUUCAACACCAUCUCCUGGAAAAGUGGUUGGCUUUCAUGGAAGGAAAAAUGCUUUUUUAAAUGCAAUUGGUGUUCAUAUGGAGAAUUUUUGA